Molecule: messenger RNA, 1698 nt
Organism: Quercus lobata
Lineage: Eukaryota; Viridiplantae; Streptophyta; Magnoliopsida; Fagales; Fagaceae
Exons: 1
Coding region: 19-855 (278 amino acids)
Molecular function (GO): protein binding
Source: RefSeq, a predicted model, not a curated record
UACACAUUCAAUUCCAUCAUGAGGUCAGCCAGUUCUUUACUCGACGUCUUUAAAAUCUGUGUCUGUUUUCAAGUGGCUAUCUUCAUCACACUCAUUCGCGGUUAUGUCAUUUCUUCUUCAAGCUUUCGCUUAACUCUGUUUGUAACAUUGUUGAUCCUUACAUUUCUGUCCCCUGCUCAUGCUGAAAAAGACAUGUCUUUGUUUGAGUUUUUCUUAACAAUCUUAACUAGCACAUCAUCUUUUGUCAUUAGUGAAUCACCAUUAAUUGUGAUUCUUAUCCUCACUGAUCCAUCACUUAUAUCUACCAUCCAACCUCGGUUGGAAAGAUUUCUAGCUAAUCGUUCUUCUAUUUCUUCCACUUCUCUUGUAAAGCCCAUCUUUGUGUUAGAAUCCAAUGAACCGCAGGCUCCCAGCUGGCCCGAAAUUCCCACAGAUAUGAUCUGUGAAAUUGGAAAUCGACUUCCUACUUUCAUAGAUUUUAAAGCGAUUUCAGCGGUUUGUAGCCGUUGGCGUUCUGCUUGUUUGGAAACUACAAGGUGGUCCUUGUUUCCAUGGCUGAUGCUUUCCGAUUCACUAGAUACUGACCUGCCAUGUUUCUUUAAUCUCUGCGACAAUAGACGUUACCACUUUUGCGGAAAACGUCUAUUGUUUCGCGGAAAACGUUGUUGGGGAUCUCAAUAUGGUUGGGUUGUAACAUUGGGUCCUGAUUAUGUAUCCCAGCUUGUGCACCUUAUGAAAGGAAAACAAAUCAAUCUUCCACCACUAGACAAAAUUCGAAGACUGGCUGGCACUGAUCUGGAGUGGUUUCGCCUUGUACACAAAUUUAUUCUUUUCAAGGACCCUUCCAAUGAGUAAUCAAAUUUCCUUGUCAUUGCAAUUUUCGGCUCCAUGAAUCGCUUGGCUUUUUCUAGAGUGGAAGAAGGAGCGGCUUUGAACAGAAGGGGACAAGGAGAGUGGGCUAUUGUUAACAAUUCAAACAAUUUGAGAUUCAAAGAUGUUGCUUGUUUUAAAGAUCAUAUAUAUGGACUUUGUGAUAAUGGCAUGCUGGUGCGCUUUGACCUUGAUGCUCCUUUGUCAGCUGAGGUACAAGUUAUUGUUUCCCAUCCAAGCAAAGAAGAUGUAGGCACACCCCAAAAACUAUAUUUGAUGGAGACAUCGAAAAAUCUUUACGGGGUUUUUCGUUAUGAAUUUUAUAUUCCUUCAAAGAUGAGGCAUGAGACUAUAUAUUUUUUGGUCUAUAAGUUUGACUUCGGUGCCAAGGUUUGGGAGGAGGUGAGAGGCUUGGAAGAUCAAGUUUUUUUUGUUGGCCAUGGCAAUUCCUGUUGCAUUCCUACAAGCACUAUCAAUAGCAGACGUAAUUGCAUAUACUUCACAGACGACAAUUGGGAUUCGCAAAGGUACCCAGGAGUGGCAUAUGGAGGCCAUGACGUGGGAGUGUUUGACAUGGCAACUAGGGUUAUUCAACCCCUUCCAUUCGGUAAUGACAAUCCUCUCUUUUAUUCUCGACCAGGUUGGGUUACACCUCGUUUAUAUACGUAGAUUUCUUUGUUUCCUCUAAAACUGUAUGCUUAUUAAUUGAAGAGGUAGAAGUGGUUUUGAAUCUUCAGAACCUGGCUUCUUUGAUGGCCAAAUACAACUUGGUAAUCUAGUUUGUAAGCAGGACACAAUCUUAAAUUAAUUUUAAGAAUAUUUACAGUA